UCUAUUCGAGUUUCUAGUGUCAGUCGAUUCUCAGCCAUUGUUCGUGAUAUUCUUGGAAUUAUUAAAUUGUUUAUUACUUGAAUAUCAUAAUCAUUAUUAUUGUUUCUAAUCAAGCAUUAACUAUUUAUUGUAGUUAGUGAUUAUAUUAUUCUCAAAUCAGUCCAGUGAAAGUCGUAAAGUUUCAACUAAUACUCGUAUCACCAAUUCAUAGAAUGGAAAAUGUCCAUAUAACCGAAAAAAUUACAGUAAGUAAAUACAAAUUAAAAAUGUCAGCUACAGAAGAAUGCAUUCCUAAGAAGAGAAGCAGAGAAGAUUGGAGAAAAGCCAAAGAGCUCGAAGAAGCUCGAAAAGCAGGAACAGCACCGGCAGCAGUUGAUGAAGAAGGAAAAGAUAUAAACCCUCACAUCCCACAAUAUAUCAGUGCCACUCCAUGGUAUUUUGGAGCUACUGGCCCCACGCUAAAACACCAAAGGCCGCAACCAGAAAAGCAGAAACAAUUUAGCAGCUUACAUGAAUGGUAUAAACGAGGUGUGGACACCUCUAAAAAAGCUCAUAAAUAUCGACCUGGAGCUUGUGAAAAUUGCGGAGCCAUGGGCCAUAAAAAAAAGGAUUGUUUUGAACGACCGAGAAAAAUUAUAGCAAAAUAUUCCAAUACUAAUAUAGCACCAGACGAAUUUAUUCAACCUAAUCUGUCAAUGGAUUAUGAGGGUAAAAGAGACAGAUGGGCCGGAUAUGACCCUUCAGAACAUCGUGCAAUUGUCGAUGAAUAUCAAAAAAUUCAAACUGCUAAGAGAAUGCUCCGUGCACAAAAGCUCAAUGCUGAAGAGGAUGAUGAGCAAACUUCAGAUAAGGAUGAAGACAAAUAUGUUGAUGAAGUUGACAUGCCCGGUACUAAAGUUGAUUCAAAACAGCGUAUAACUGUCAGAAACUUGAGAAUACGUGAAGAUACGGCCAAGUAUCUUAGAAAUUUAGAUCCCAAUAGUGCAUAUUAUGAUCCAAAAACUCGAUCGAUGAGAGAUAACCCAUAUGCUGGAAAAGAUGCAGAAGUUGAUUAUAAAGGAGAAAAUUUCGUUCGAUUCACGGGAGACACUCAAAAACAUGCAAAUGCACAGUUAUUUGCUUGGGAUGCUUACGAGAAAGGUGUGGAUGUUCAUUUACUGGCAGAGCCAACCAAAUUGGAAUUAUUGAAGAAAGAAUAUGAUAAAAAAAAGGAUGAGUUAAAAGAUAAAGUGAAAGGAAAUGUAAUUGAAAAAUAUGGAGGAAGUGAAUAUCUCCAAACCCCCGAUAAGGAAAUGUUAUUAGCUCAGACGGAAAAUUAUGUUGAAUAUUCACGAUCGGGAAAAAUUAUAAAAGGUCAAGAAAAACAGAUAAUCCGAUCCAAAUAUGAAGAAGAUGUUUUUCCAAAUAAUCAUACAUCAGUAUGGGGAUCGUAUUGGGAAGAAGGAAAAUGGGGAUUCAAAUGCUGUCAUUCUUUUGUCAAAAAUUCUUAUUGUACAGGUGAAGCAGGAAAAAUGGCUCUUGAAGCGGCAAAAACUACUCCAACAGAGGUCCCAACUAUUAGCGAAAAAAUUAAUUCAUCAGAAGCUUUUGAAAAACCUAAUAAUACGAACAAAAUCAAGAAAAGUGAUAGUUCUGAUAAAAAUAAUAAAUGUGAAAAAAGUACUCGUAGCCGUAGUAGGAGUAGUAGUAGUAGUAGUAGCAGCAGUAGUAGUAGUAGUAGUUCAUCAAGUGAAUCUUCAUCUGAAGAGGACACUCGAACAAAAACUGAAAAGAAACGGAAUAAUUCCAAAAAAGAAAAGAAAAAGAGAAGAAAACAAAAGUUGCAGGAUAAAAGAAAAGUAAAGAAAGAAUUGAAAAAAGCUUUGAAGAAAGAAGAGAAGAAUAAAAAAGCUGCUGAACAACUUCUGCAAAUGGAUGAAAGAAAACGUCCAUACAAUAGCAUGUAUGAGUCCAAAGAUCCAACUGCUGAAGAAAUAGAAGCCUAUCAAAUGAAGAGACGACGGGAUGAAGAUCCAAUGAAUCAAUUUAAUUUGUAAUAAUUGUAAAUUAACCAUACAAUCUAUGUAAAUAAUGUAGAAAUUAUUUUCUGUUAAAAUAAAUCUUUUGUUUUUAUAGAUAA
Chelonus insularis is the source of this 2119-nucleotide messenger RNA. It is a transcript of the gene Slu7, whose product is annotated as Pre-mRNA-splicing factor Slu7. Lineage: Eukaryota; Metazoa; Arthropoda; Insecta; Hymenoptera; Braconidae. Gene Ontology annotation, molecular function: pre-mRNA 3'-splice site binding; zinc ion binding. The transcript has 4 exons. Gene Ontology annotation, biological process: mRNA splicing, via spliceosome. The coding region runs from base 213 to 2036 and encodes 607 amino acids. Gene Ontology annotation, cellular component: spliceosomal complex. The record is from RefSeq and is a predicted model, not a curated record.